CAUGAUGAGCGGAUCACACCUUGUCACAGUUUUGUAUGUGGCUGCAGUCCAGACUACAAAGCGACACAGACGGGAGUUCACUCAUUCAGCUCUGAUCGAGGAACUGUGACUGUACUGUCAGGUGAUUUUUCAGCUGUUGGAGUAUGACAGUAAGCAACUACACAACCGUAGUGAAAUGCUGAUGUGUGUAUGAGUAACACAGAACAAAGUUGCUCCACGUUGGUGAACGUAGAAUAAAUGGACUUUGCACUGUGAGCAGAGGAUGAUGAAUGUGUCUGCAGAGCUCGGUUUGUUGGCAGGUUUGAUUCUGACUGUGGGCUUGACUUUGGGACUGGGGCCAAACCAGAAUGUGGAAUUUACAUUUCUGUUACCUGCCGGCAGAACAGAGUGUUUUUUCCAAACCACCGUGAGGAAUGACAGCAUGGAAGUUGAAUACCAGGUGAUCGCUGGGUCAGGUCUGGAUGUUGGCUUUACCCUCAUCUCACCCAGUGGAUUCCGGCUGGUCUCGGACUUCAGGAGAUCUGACGGCAUUCACACGGUGGAUGCCACAGAGGAUGGAGACUACCGGUUGUGUUUUGACAACAGCUUUAGUAAACUGUCAGAGAAGAUGGUGUUCUUUGAGGUGAUCAUUAACAGUCAGAGCAGCGCUGGUGGAGGCCGAGACGACUGGGCAGACGUGGCCCUGGAAGAGAGUGUGGUGGAGUACAAACUGGAGGACAUCAGGGCGGCGAUGGACUCUGUGUACCAGCGCCUGGAGAGGACCCGCCAGGUCCAGACUCUGCUGCGGGCCUUUGAGGCGAGGGACCGCUACCUUCUGGAGGACAACCUGUGGCGGGUGUCCUUCUGGUCCUGCCUCAACCUGCUCGUCAUGAUUGCAGUCUCAGCCACUCAGAUCUACAGCCUGCGACGCCUCUUUGAUGACACCAAGAGGGUCCACACAUAGCCACAAAACUGUUCUACUAAGCUCCAGCCAGGAGAGUGCACAACCCACCUGAAGAACCUUGAUUGACAGGUGCUUGGUGAGCUGAAUUUAAAGGGAUAGUUCACUCUUUUGGGAAACAGAGUCACCAAGCACUGGAAACUGUUAUGUUGCAGCCAAGGGUGUUUGUGCAAUGCCUGAAAAUCACAUUUACAGCACUGUAAUAUGCACACACACACGCACAGUAUACAAAUAAAAUAUUCAUGAGUACACA
Messenger RNA from Acanthopagrus latus (yellowfin seabream), 1193 nucleotides. It is a transcript of the gene tmed1a, whose product is annotated as transmembrane p24 trafficking protein 1a. The transcript has 4 exons. The record is from RefSeq and is a predicted model, not a curated record. Gene Ontology annotation, cellular component: COPII-coated ER to Golgi transport vesicle; Golgi apparatus; endoplasmic reticulum. Gene Ontology annotation, biological process: endoplasmic reticulum to Golgi vesicle-mediated transport; intracellular protein transport; Golgi organization. Bases 263 to 943 code for a protein of 226 amino acids. Lineage: Eukaryota; Metazoa; Chordata; Actinopteri; Spariformes; Sparidae.